AUGUACGUAGUACUGCGAGCUGCAAACAAGAACGCGAAGAGUUGCUUUAAUGUGCAUUACUGGAUGGGCAUGGAGCGUGCGAAGGUAGUCUUAGUGUGUUUUGUUCAUGGGUUCAUAUUUGCCGUAAUACGACUAUUUUUUCCAUUCCGUUCUCUAUAUUCUAAAUGUUGCACAUGAUCGCCCCAGUUAUAAGUUUAUCCAUAGUGGCCCCCGAGUAAACAUCCACUUUCAAGGGGGACGGGUCCUUUUAGAUUUAUUUAACAUCACAAUAGAAUAGUCAUCACACAACUUUGCAAUCGUUCAGAAUCCCGAAUUAAAAUGUCCGAAUGCUUCUAGCAAGUUGCUACACUUUGGAAGAUGCAUGGGGCUGGCAGGAAUUUUGACUUCUGAACCACUGGUAAAUUUAGGGGUUGAGUAAUCUGUUAGAUGCACGAGACCAGAUAAGUCCUUUAGUUCAUUUAAAAAACAAUUUUUCAGUAUAGAAGGAAAUAAAGAUCAAAAAGAGAUCUUCUUUGUUAGCGUAUCGAGUUUCCCUUUGAUCAUCCAGUGUCCACAAAAGCCCCAGUGUUCUAAUUCAAAGUGUUUAGUCGAAAAUGGGCGUAUAGGCGUCCUGGACUUGUUUUUUGAUGAUUUAAGCAUAAUAUUGUGCUAGAAACGCCAUGGAUUUCGGCUUUAAAAUUAUCUACCAAAAUUAUUGUUUAUACACCCGGUCAUAUUACCAACUCAGGAUGACAAACAUUUGUUUUGCCUUCUUCAAAAUUCCAGCAAUGGAUCCUUUCUAAAUAUUUUCCUCAGUGGGGGUCCAGGAGGAAAGUAUUAGAAAUUUAAAGAAACGUAAAAUGUUAAUGACGGAAAUGUUGCCAAAUGUUGACUGUCAAGUGACGAAUUGGACGUCCGCAGAAAGUGCACGUUUCAAACGUCAAAUGCUUAAAACCAAUCCAAAUGCGCGCUCAGGCAAAAGAAUGCUGAAUGCUGUCUACCAAAAUCUUAAUUUUGGAUAGCAGACUAAUGCGGCAUUAUAGGAGCCGUGUCAGCCAACCGCAGGCCGUAAGCCUCCCUCCUCGAGUGGGCUUCCAUAUCUCUCCGGUUUUUCUACGUUUAUGGUCGUAUAUUAUAUGUUGAUACCGUGGUACUUGGCCAGCCCUGUCAGUCGUGCAUAUGCAGGUUUGACGGUCACAACUAAACUGCUGCCUGUAUGUUUGCAGGUAAGGUUUCCUAACCUCUACUCUAGUUACCCGAUCUUCAUCUGGGCGUGACAUCGCCAAAAUUACUUUGAAGUCCACAGGAAACUAGGCAGGUAUUGCGCAGGUCAUCCUCGCAUUCAUAUAUCGGUUCUAGCUGCCCACACGAUAGUGCCGGUCCCCAUGCGAAGCCAUGUGGUCGACUCAUAGUGUGGCGUCACCCACGCCUCCCGAGUAAACUCUACGACCGCUUGUAUUUUUCAAUUUGCAGACAUCAGACACUUCUCCGCCACAGAAGGUCAUGCAGCUGAUGUCAUCCCUCGAGAACCGUGCGGUGUUGCAUCGAGAAAUUGAGGGUCAUGAAUCCCCGCUAUUCAAGAGCUACUUCAAAGUCUUCGGGUAGGUACUGAGAUCCACGACCUAAAACCUACCUUUGAGCAUAAACUCGUACGGUCAGGUAGCCAUUUUUAAUUUUUUAUGAUAUGAAAAUUCCUCCCCUCUGUUGUACUCUCGAGACACCACGUCCCCACCCGGAUAUCGUCGUGCAACGAGAAUGCACCUUACAAAUAACUUGUAAGUAUCCUUCAUCGCCUUGAAUGGAAGGAAUACGAUCGAUUGCGUAUACUAUGACUAGUAUGCCCAGUGUACGUCUCGGCUAGGGAAGCCUUCAUUUUUAAGCUCACUGCGAAAGAUAGGUUCCAUCCCCGGUGGUCGUCGCCUCCGAGCUCACAAUAUACAGCGACUGAUUUCAGUUGCAACACGCAAUAUCGAUGAAGGUGGGGACGAUGGAUGACUGCAAUCUCGGAACUUUUUCGCCGUUUUAGUGUGCAAAGCGGAGCCGCGGAUCAUAUCUUCAACCCAGCAAACCCUGCAGCCUACAGACCAAGGCUGCUGCACUUCCAACUGAACGCUGCAAAAACAAGGGUCGCAGUCUUUGAAGUGCCCAUCAGCGUCAGAUCGUUGACCAACCAAGAUGUCUUCAUCUACGAUGAGGGCACGAAGAUGACUCAGUGGAACGGAAGUAGGUGUGACGAGGAGGAGCGGAUGGCCGUAAGUUCUUUGCAUUUCUUCCCUUAAUGUAAUUCUGACAAUUUUGCGGAAUUUCCAGGCUGGAUUCCACGAGUUCAGACAUUUGAAAACUCCCAAACAUCUACCGUUGUAUACCUAGUAGUUGUGUUAAAUAUUUGCGCGAUAUACAGUGAAAGAUCUCAGGAAAUGUUAACUAAACUUCUUAAAUGCGGUUUUGAUUAGGAAAGAUUAGUUCAGAGGGCUUGUUUGACUAAUUAUCUUGCGACAAUCUCAUGACAUUUCAGACAUGCAGGGAUGUUAGCUUUUGAAUGCACUUCUUUUUGACCACCUAAAAAACUGCACCGGGUUAAAAGUUACUGCUUAAAUUGCGCGCAUUGUUCUGCUGCCUUUCUAUUUCCCUGUAAAUUCUAAUACACUUUCUAGAAAACAGGCACAAAAAUAGCUCUUUAUGUUUACUCGGUAAUAAAUCACUUUUGUUCAACUGUACACUCAAAGGAAGAGUAUAUUUAGGUUUGUAAAAAGGUUUUUAAUUUCUGAAUAAUUUUGAGCCGACCUGCUGUUGCAAUAGCGUCUGGAGUUUUCAUUCCACAAGUUGAAUACUUUUCGUGUAAGAAAAAUCAGGCAUUCCUCCUAGGCACUUAAGAAGAUACGACGUGGGACUCAUCAACAUUUUAGUGGAUGUGACGUAUUUUGUAUGUUUCAUGAGGAGCAUCAAUAAACGGACAGAUGCGCGGUCGUUAAAAAUCUCAUAAUUGGACACUUUUCAGUGUGCAAUGAUUUACCGUACCAACAACACAGGUAUUAGCUAAAAGCCCAGGCACGCGGGUUUUGCCGAUCUUAUGCCGCUGCCUGACGCAGCUGCGAGGGGUUCGGCUCGUCAGUGGGUCCCCCAGCUUUCCCCGUGUGUUUUCUAUGGGCUUUUAGCUAAUACCUGUGUUGUUAACACGGUAAAUCAUUGCACAGUCCUAUACUACUGGCUGCCUGUUGGCGGUUUGUGAAUAGUAAGCGGUUAUUCCGCAGCAGCUGAUGGAUUUCAGCUCAAAUAUUCAUAUUAAACUUUGGACCGUGCCUGAAAAGGCCAGUAUCGAAAGAUGUACUCUAACUUCGCGCAUAAAUUUCCUCGGAAAUUAAACAAGGCACACUUUUAAGUCUUAAAUAUACCCUUUCUUUGAAGAUAAAGUUUGCAGAUGUGAUCAUCUAUCAAACAAGUACAAAAAGCAUAUUUUUGUGAAUGAUUUCAUAAAUUAUGUUUGAAUUUAGAAGGCACCGAAGAACAAUAGCAAGGAAGCAUACUAAUUUAGUCAUCACUUUUUACAGGGUCUGGUUUUUUCAGACAGAUGAAAAGAAGUGCAUUCAAAAGCCAACGUCCUGGUGCGUCUGGAAAAUUAUGGGAUAAUGUCGUAAGAUAAUCAGACUUACAGCUCUCUUUCAAUAAUACCCCCUAAUCGAAAGCACAGUUCAGAUUUUCAAACCACAUUUCAUGAGAUCGGUCACCGACUGUGUCCUCUUCCAGCCAGAAACAGGUAUCUUUUGGUGUAAAGAAAAUAACGGAAAAGUCAGCGAAUAAAGGAUCCACGGAAAUCCGAAUGGCCAUUUAUGCCACCAUUAAUCAUGAACGGACACCCGAGAACUGAACUCGAGGCAAUCAUAGAAACUCAACUAAGGCGUAAAUGCGACUGAAAACCUGCCGCCUCAGUAUAAGAUAUGGUGUUAAUGGCCAAAUCACUUUUCAGACGAAAAUGUUGAAUAUAAUUAGGGACAGUCAGGUAGAAUCGUUGGCAAUUGUGAAAAAAGACCAGCCUCAGACGCCGAAGUAAAGACGUACUAGAAUUGCGAUUAUGACCCACUCUCCUAAGAAACGUUUCAUACACAGGAGGAAUCGGGAUUCUGUUUGGGUGUCUGUCAGUACUUUGCCUCGGAAUUAGGCGGCUGAGCAGCAUUCGGCAGGUCUAAUUUGUCCAAACUGGACCAGGCGCUGUGAAAUUAAAUCUGUUAGCUUAGAAGGUCAUUUCUAGCUUUCCCUCAAGGGCGCAACUAUACUUCACAUUCUAGUAUCUUUCACGAUUUCGGAAACGGUGCCAAACUUUUCUCAUCAUUCCGCCCCUCUCUAUUCACUAAAAACAAGAUACAAGAGCGAGCUUUUAUUGCUUUACGGUAUCAGGAGGUGAUCCUUCUCUUGUUGGUUAGUAGAUGAACUGAAUAAAUAUGGAAACAGUUUGAGCCAUUUAAUUCUUGUCCGCCAAAGAAAGAGAAACCGACAGGGCGACGGGCUCGUGACCCAGUGGUUAGAGGCGUGGACUUCAAACUAGCCGAUCUAGGGACCUCUGCUUCUGCGGCAGCCACUCACAUAACUGCAAAGUUUCCAGGAUCAGAUUAACUCGGCAGUGACAGUCAAUGAUCUCAACUAGCUGCGGGAUGAAUAGUUUGCAGGGUUUGUUUUAAAGGGUGACUCAAACCUAUCACAGUUUUCUCUCCAAACCUAGAAUUUCUGUAAGGCACUUUUUUGUCCUGCUGCACAAAUAAAUGGAAUACAAAUUUCUGUCCCCCGGGAUGACGAAUGUGAUGUUAUUCGUGACUUUUAACCUCGUAACCCUCUUACCUAGAGUGUUCUCAAUCUAGGGAUGUCUGGCUAAUAGAGUACAUCAUUGCCGUACAGGGGACAUCUGUGUCGCAACAAAUCUAGUCGCAGCUUUUCAUUCGCUCGAGUAUAAUCCUCCCUCUUAUAUGGGACAUUCAGUCUGAGAGAUAGGGAGAGAGAGGAAGAGAGAAAGCACACAUUAUUUCAUCCUGCGAAGGAGCAAAAACGCACUUGUGGCCUCCACCCAAAUGUACUUUGAAGCCUUCUUGUUUGUUAUUCUUACACCAGCUGCUGCUCAAAGCGAAGCCCAGGGGGUGGGACGGAGUACUUAACGGUCUGUAACGAUGAUAACAUAAUCAAACCGGAAAUAAAUGGCCGGCGUGACUCCUCUCCCCCCUCGCCCCAUCACAUCUGUUCAGUCUCAUUCAGAUAUUCGUCGAGGAGGACGCGGUGUGCCAGCUGGGUGAUAUCUAAACUCCCACGGGGGAGGACAUCAUGCGUGUAUCCAUCUAUACCUAAAUCCCAGCAGAUAGGUCAUGUACACAACAGACUGCUGAUAAAAAUUAACUAUAAUCGUCACUGGAUCUGCUCCCCUUCCUGUCAGCUGAGCGUUCAUUUCCCGCCCCCAGGCCCCGUCUCCCCUCCCCCCGCCCUAGUUCUACAACUUCACGUCACGGGCGCGCGAGCAGGUAGCAGGGGAUAUUUGUCCUUUUCCGAUCAGAGCAAGCUGGCGAGAGCGGGAUGGAGGUGGAAAGAGUUAGGCAGCAUUACUGGCGAAUGGCUAAUUUGGUUUUAUUUGCUGCUACAAGCUUAACACCCAGUGAGGAGUUCUUGGCCUCGGGGCAGGUGGAUGGACACUACCGCCGUGCGACCUUGAGCCAAUGACGGAAAAAUGUUACCAAAUCGAAGCGGAUCAAGCGCCUGAACUUCCAGAGCUGCGUCUACGGCCUGCCCCGUCGAUGAUGGCCAAAAAGUCAUAUCCGAUUUUACUUUUUUUUGGUAGGGGGCGCUCACCGAUCGUUCUUACGGAACUCACUCGUUCCGUUGUGCCUUAUGGGCUCUCUUUCGAGCCCAACCAAUAGAACGAGUAAGUUCCGUAAGAACGAUCGGUGAGCGCCCCCUACCAUUGUAUAGUCUCGAUCGAAAACCGACAGUGCAACAGGCUCGUGGCCCAGUGGUUAGAGGCGUGGACUUCUAACUAACAGGUCGCGAGUUCGAGCCUCGAGUGUUCCACACUUCGGGGUUGAGUAUAACUGACUGACGACGGCUAAUAAGCCCGAAAUGGCCAUUCCAGUCUCCCUUGUCUUUGUCGGUAAUAACAUAAUGCUUACUUUCCUUUGUCAAUUACACUUUUGCAUUACCGACUGUUUGUCGCUUCGCGACCGCUGCCUCAGUUCUCGAUUGGGGUUCUAACCAGGAUUGAUCGAGAAACCCGUCUGCAUCCACAUUACCCUAAAAUACCGGGAAAAAGAUAAUCCGGCGUCAUAAUAGUAUCUCGUACUCGGCGCUACGAAAAUAUCUCUUCUUUGCAAAUUGACUAAAACUGGUGCGGUGACGGCGCACUUCUUGGCACCUAAUGCGCUCAAGACGGGCCUAGACGGUGCUCUGACCGCAAACAUCCAACAAAAAAUUUAUUAUCAAUUUAACCUUUUCUUUUUGUCCAAGCCUAUUUUAUCGGAUUUUUUCGGUUAAUUUGUUCACGUUGUAAACCUUCUCCUGGUUCAGGCACGCAAAUACAUCGAAACGGCUCUGAAAAGCAGGAAAUGCAAGUGCACUUCAGAGUUUCUGGAUGAAGAGGACCUGCUGCCACAGGUAUGCCUGAAGCCUGUGAUUCUUUUGAGACAUAAACUAAAGCGUUGCUAGAUUAUUGGGUAUUUUAUCCUGUGCUUUGUCUUAUCAGUCAGUCCCUUCUAGCUGAGCCAGUUAUUGGUCAUAUUUUUAACAUUACAGGGUGUGACACUUUGAUUAUAGACAGACUCACUGGUUCUCAGGUCAACUCAUUUCGAACCAAAAAAUGCAACUGACGGCUUGACCCGACCUCAACAACCCUGCUUUACUGAACAGAUAUCCUUGUAAACGAAAGCAGGACAUUGAAUAUGUACAACGUCGAUAAUUAAGAGUCCAUUCUAAUGCGACCACCUUCUCGGUCUGCAUGCCAGUCGUCUUUGAUGCUGCGACAGCCAUGCAUCGAGUUUUUGCUUAGAAACUCCAACAAGCUGGUCUCUUAGACUGCCUUAAGCGUCAAGAAUAAGGAAACAUUCGAAAAGUAUUGUAAACAAAAGGCGGACGCUGAAAUGGCCUUUUCUUAUUACUUUUCUGCCAUCAGUUAAUAACAGUCAGUCUCGGAUGACGGUAAAGCCAAGGACUGAACCCCAAUUAAUCGAUCAUCGAGCAGCGUUCUAACCCCAGUCGAUGACUAUGCCGUCGUGUUGGGGUGGUAUUGGCCGAUUUUUCCUUAUUACGGGACGGGAAAGGCACUCAUGCGCUGCCUGGUCGCUGAGGCUCUACAACUCACGUAGGCGGUCAUAUGGCAACUGAAAACUAAUCAAUAACACUUCUUGAUCAGUGACUGCUCGUCUGUAUGCUACCGAGAUAAAGCAAAAUGCUGACUUGAACCAUAUAAUAAGGAGGGCUAGGUGUACGCGAAUCUGCCCUGACAGAAUAAUCUCCAUCUCAGGCGAUAAGACACCAGGCCGUCGACCGGUGGUGUUUGCCGGCUGGAGUUCAAGGCCAAGCACUGGGGGAUGAGCCAUCACAGUUUUCCUACAUGUGCCCGAACUGUGGUUAGUUACUAGGUAAGAAGGUCUGAAAACGUGUGUUAUGCCUGUGUCAGAAAAUCACAGCUCUCGCAGCCUGGUAUGCGCUGGCAGUCCCCGACACCUGGCUCCCUGCCGGUAGAUGCGCUUGCGCUCCCACUGGGUAUAUAGGUGGUAGGCAUGACGGUCCGGUCAUCAUCCCCGUCCUCCUCACCCCUGUUGGGGUGUUGUUGUUGUUCAUGAAAAAUCCUGGUCAAGUGUAGGUUGUGAACCAGAAGGAGUGGGGGCACGCCUAGGUACGGGUCCGGCCGCGUCAGUCAUCCGCGCCCUCCCCCGCCUCCGGUUUUUUGUACCCUGUCUUGACACCGGAUCUAGGUGGAGGUGGAGGAGGAGGAGGUGGAGGAGGAGGAGGAGAAGGAGGAGGAGAUAGUGCGGUAGAUGCUGCGCAAGUCCACAUUUGUUAUAGACUAAUUCAAGCGCAAAUCACCGUGUCUGCGUCACCUUUCAGCGGAGCUCACGGUGGACAUCGUCGGAAACGACGGCCGAACUGUCGGUUAGUUGGUAUGUGUUGGUCGGCAUGCCAUCUCAUGCGUGCCUCUAGUCCUUAUAAGCCACCGUGACGUGGAUGUGCUCACCUAUGUCCUACAAUCGUGACUGAUCGAUGCUCACGUAGUACCUCAUUUGAAGCAAACUCAAAAGAUCGACAGAUUAGUUCUGUGUUGCAGCAAACCUCUUCUGUUUUUCCGACGGUCCCUAUGUCUCUUAAUUUGCCAAACGAAAUGUCCUAACUUUGAAAAACGCAGACCCUGUCAAGAGUCUGUUGUGCAUCUAAUCCCUCAGGGACAUCUUUCACACUUGCUGAUGGCGUCGCUAGUCCCUAAAGAUUUUUACUUCACGGGCACUAUUCAUUAAAAUUAACUUUAUUAGCCAGUCUGUUUUUUUUUCUCAUCCCAGAAUGAAUUCUCCAAAAAACUGGGAAAUGCUGCUGUGCCUCCUUCACCGGAUAAGGAACAGAGGAGGAACUUUCAAAAAACACUCUAUAGGUGAGUUUACAAGGCAACGAUCGGUCGUCUGAACUUCUGCAUACACACCGGCAUGACUGUUUGGCUGCCGUAAAUUAUUUUUGCCCAUGUGUACACAUACUGGAAAUGUACAAAGGAGCUUAAUGUCUUUUUAGGCUCUCAGACGAGUCCAGGAAGUUGGUAAUGAACAAGGUCUACACCGGUAAGGUCUAUCGUUCUGGCAUCAACAACGACGACGUGACCUUCGUGGAGACCUUCGAAGUCCUCUACGGUUACAUCGGCCAAGGUGCAUCAGAAAAUGAGAAAGCAAACACCUGGGACCAAGCUAUAGUAAGAUGAUUUACUUUCAUCAAAUUUAAAUGGUUUUCCAGACAGACAUUAGCGGCUUUCUGCUAAGUUACUUGCUCAAGGGGCGUCUGUGUGUAGAAACGCCUUAUGCAGAAAAACGUUGAUCAGGAAGCAGCCAACUUUUAGUGCUCUUUAAGCGAGCGUUGUACUACUUACAGAACACUUUUGUAGUUAUACCCUCAUUUAGACCUUUAGAAUGAAACACUCUCAUGCGCGGUAAUUAAAGCCUGCGGAUAGCGACUUCCUUAUCAGCAACAGUUAAGUUCUCCUUGUUAUUUUUUCAUGACAAGCUGGAAUUUUUGACAGUAAUGAAACUUAAGGUGUAUUCUUCUCCAAGAACGGAGAGAAUUGCGUAAUUUUGUGAUGAAACAAAUGUAAGAGUUUUUCUGUUUUAGUAAGUGUGAAUAAUAUAAUUAGGAGUGCGUAAAAACAGCCGUUAUGGAGGCUGAAUAAAGAAUGGCUUUACGGGACAUUGAGAGGUCUCAUAAUUUUAUUGGCAUGAGCAUGGCGUUUAAAUGCUAACAACAUCGAAAAAAUGUAUUUUAGGAUUUAGUAAGCACGUCAGUAGUGAGUUUCAUCCUUCUCAGAACGAGAGUGGUAGUAAUAGUAGUAGCGUUAGUGGACACAACACUGGCCCCGCAUGAUAGAAACGGAAGUUUGCGCCAAAUAAGGUGCUAGACUACAUGUUCAUGAUUGCCGAGUUUAUCAAACCUUCUGGCUAGACUGUCGUUUUGAGAUUUAGCUGUGUUGGCGGGCGUACUCGUCAGCUAAUUAAUAACAUUUUCACUUCGUAUUCGAAGAACAUGGGUCUGCAGCAUUUAACUACCAGUCAUGCAGUUUAUAAGCCAGAUGCUGGGAAAACGUUUUCAAAAAUUAUCACAGAUUAAUCCCAUUUCCUUUCAGAUACCUUCCAAAAUAAACAACAGAAUUCUAUCAGACAUUACGCGCCUGAUAUUUUUAUCGGGUUUUUAUUAGUACCAAUACAACGUCGUUUAUAACCCUUUAGAUAUCGGAUCAAAGACACCUGGUAAUUUCUUGGUUAACAAUGAAUUCUACGUCGAAUUUACCUCGACGCAAGAUGAACAGAUGCAUAUUUUUCAUGAGUCAGCUUUCUAAUUACAACCCUUCACUUGCCGCAAGAACUAAAGUAAACUAUUUCUUGAAAAAAAUAGACCAAACUAAGUCACAGUCUUACCACCAGGCCCACAAACAGUCUGCAGUCGGUAACGACGAGAGGAUGGUUUAAAUUUCGGUGAACACACGAGGGAAAACUGACUUGAAAUUUGAUUAGGAAUUAGAGGGCAUUUCUCAUCUUACUAAUUGUUUUUUUCGUGGUUGAUUACAUUCAAGCAGUUUUAUUAAAAGCUUUUCUACUGCUCCCCCCCCAUUCUCCUUUCAGAAAUAUUUGAAAGACGUUAAUCGGCCCUAUAAAGCAAUCGCCGUGUUCUCUGCCGGCUCGUACCUGCAGGAAUUCAACGAGAUCUGGGAUGACGAUAGACAGACGGUUCUGUGA
This is a messenger RNA of Spirometra erinaceieuropaei, 10427 nucleotides long. The record is from the annotation of a GenBank genome assembly. NCBI's taxonomy places the organism in Eukaryota, Metazoa, Platyhelminthes, Cestoda, Diphyllobothriidea, Diphyllobothriidae.